UAACUGAAGGCAGCGAAUCAAUGGACCCGCGAGUGAUCACUCGAUGUCGCUAGACCCAGAAAAGGAGAUAGAGCAGAGAGAGACAGUGCAGCAUUGAGAAGAAAGCAAUGGUGAAUGCUCUCAAUUUUAUCUAUCAUCAAACUUCACCGCCUCUGCUCCAAUGGUACUCCUCUUAUCCUCCUAUGAUUCCCAGGAAAGCACCUGGAAAGAUUGUCUCAAAAUGCUCAGUCUCAAAAUGCUCGCUUGAGAAUCCUAUCCCAAGUACGGUUGUUGUUAGACGUGUGCUAUCUGGGCUUGUUGCCUCGUUAUUUUUUCUCAACCAAACAAAUCAGGUUGUUGCAUCAGAUUUGUCUCAUUUCCACAAUAUUUGCCAGCUUGCAAGUGCUGCAGACAAUAAAGUUACCCUUCCACUUGAUGAGAGUUCUGGUGAAAGAAGUGGGAAGCUGAUGAUGAUGAGAGGUAUGUCGGCUAAGGAUUUUGACCCAGUCAGGUAUUCAGGAAGGUGGUUUGAAGUUGCUUCUCUCAAACGUGGAUUUGCUGGACAAGGUCAAGAAGACUGCCAUUGUACCCAGGGCGUGUAUACAUUUGAUAUGCAGGCACCAGCUAUUCAGGUUGAUACUUUUUGUGUUCAUGGAGGCCCUGAUGGAUACAUUACUGGCAUAAGGGGAAAGGUCCAAUGUUUGGCAGAGGACGACUUGGAGAAGAAUGAAACUGAGCUAGAAAAGCAAGAGAUGAUUAAAGAGAAGUGUUACCUUCGGUUUCCAACAUUGCCAUUUAUCCCCAAGGAGCCUUAUGAUGUGAUUGCUACCGACUAUGACAACUUCGCUCUUGUCUCUGGAGCGAAGGACAAGAGUUUUAUUCAGAUAUAUUCAAGGAGACCUGAUCCUGGACCUGAAUUCAUAGAGAAAUACAAAUCAUACUUGGCAAACUUCGGAUAUGAUCCUAGCAAAAUCAAGGAUACCCCACAAGAUUGUGAAGUUAUGUCCAACAGCCAGUUAGCUGCCAUGAUGUCUAUGUCCGGGAUGCAACAGGCCUUAACAAAUCAAUUCCCUGACCUAGAACUAAAGGCACCUAUUGCAUUUAACCCCUUUACAAGUGUGUUUGACACUUUGAAGAAGCUUCUUGAACUCUAUUUCAAAUAGAAAAAAUAAACUUCUGUGCUGUUUAUUAUACAGUAAAAAUGUAAUGAAUUAAACUAUUAUAUGUAAUAGUAAAUUUUAACAAUAUGAUUAAUUUGUUUACAC
This is a messenger RNA of Manihot esculenta (cassava), 1244 nucleotides long. RefSeq names its product chloroplastic lipocalin. Lineage: Eukaryota; Viridiplantae; Streptophyta; Magnoliopsida; Malpighiales; Euphorbiaceae. The transcript is spliced from 5 exons. The record is from RefSeq and is a predicted model, not a curated record. The coding region runs from base 108 to 1142 and encodes 344 amino acids. Gene Ontology annotation, molecular function: small molecule binding.